UUCAUUGUGCACAACUGCAUCUCUUUUUAAAACGCUGGCUUUAAAACACAGUGCAGCUCUAUGAUUUGCUCUGUGUUUUACAGGAUGCUGGUCGUUAGUUAAUCCCCCAGCUAUUCGAGCCCAGCUCCAUUUCCUGAGUAAUUUAUUGUUCCGCCUCACAUUUGAAUGAGAGGGCUCUUACUCAGAGCACAUGGAAUGCCCUGACGUCAUUAGCCAGAACAGCCACAAAAGAAUGAAAAUACAUCUGCUCUGCAUUCUCUCCGGAUAGGAACUCUGCUGAUGUGUUUAAGUUGUUGUCUGGACUGCUGUGAUUUCCGUUCCCAGUCAAUUCCAGACCUCAUAAUUUGAGGCUAAGAGGAAUGAAAACCCUUCCGAAAGCUUGGAUAAAAAAAGGAUCCUCACUUUAAAGAAACCUGACUGGCCUCCUAAACUUUUACAGGAUCUGUUUUAAAGAAAGGCCACACCACUGCUCUGAAAAUGCUGCAGCAGAUUUUAAAGGAGAUGUACAUAGACCCUGAUGUUCUGGAGGCUCUGAACGAGGAACAGAAAAAGAUCUUGUUCUUGAAGAUGAGGCAGGAACAGGUGAGACGGUGGACAGAAAGAGAAGAGAACUUCAAAAAGGAAAGAGAAUGCUUAAACAGCGCGAAGCCAAAACAAGCUUCCCCCAAGUCUGUGAGCUGGCUUCUGGGGAACGACGGGGACGUGCAUGUCUGUGUCAUUGGAGAAGCAGCAGGGGUCAAGCCCUACGACCUCAUCCACUCGCAGGUAGACGACAAGAGAGAGACAAACAACCACAACGCAAGAGCUCCUGUUUCGGAAACCUUUCAAAAAACAGAGCGCCAAAUCAACACUCCUCAGGAAGAUGGAAUACAGCUUAAUUUUCAGACAGCAGAAAAGGAAGAGGACACUGCAGAUCCAAUUACAGAACUAAAGGACGCAGGGCUGUACUAUCGACCACAUCUCCAGCACAAGGAACCCCAGUCUCUGGCACUCACACUAUCGUCUACAGACCGUCAGGAAGAAAAAGAAGGCCGAGAUUUCAAGAUUGUGCCAGCAGCUCGGAGACCAAUGCUCAGCUCUGACAGUGAAGAAGCCAAUCAGUCUCCAGACAACCCCACGGCCCAAGGCCGGGUAGCUGAACUGCGGAAGAAUUUCAACCAUUUACAAGUAACCAGUGGAAAAAACACUCUGUCUCGCGUGAAGCCACCCCUUCCAGCAAAACCAACCACCUUUCAGUUAAUGUCUUCAGCUGGAUUCAAGUAAUUCCAGAGUGAUAACGCAAGCAAGGACUUUAUGUAACUUACAAGGUCUGGCUCACAACAGCCAGCUGUACAAGGGAACAAAUGUGUGUAUCUGUGGAUUUACUGCCUUCACAGAGAAAGAAUAUGCAAUAAUGAGGGCCAAGCAGUGUGGGGAAAUGGAGGCCAACUGUGGGGGAAUUUAGGCCAACUGUGGCUUCUUGUCUUGUCCUGUCCAUACUGGGCCCAUUUCAGAAAGCUUAACACAUCAUUUAUUUAAAGAAAGUCUGUUUUAUGAAUAACAUUAAUUGUUCUAGACUGUUUCAUGAGUAUUACUUUACAUUUGAUGUCUUCUAUGUUGAAUCUGGUGGUGUAUUUUUCAGCAUCAUUCGGUUACAAAUCCUAUUUCUUAUACCAGCGCAGCUGAAUGACAGCUGAGGAAUGUUUUUAGUUUCAUCUGAUUUAUGACCCACGAUCUGUGAAUAAAAAUAUCAAAACAAUCUGGAUGAUGUUGAAAAAUACAUAAUCUGAAAUAAAUGAUAUGUCAAUGCCUGUAAUCCACAGGAGAAAUUAUUGCUCAAGUGAUGUGUUUCUUGUAAAAACUACACUUUAAGGGUUGGAAAUUGGGGCCAUUGUCUUGUUCUGGUGUUUUUGUGCUAUUGAUAAUAUCAUUCACUUCAGAUGUACAGAUCUAAUUUAAAGCACAUAAGAGGAUGUUCUGUUCUUUCUGUAAUUUCACUUCAAUGUUCCCUUCCAAUCUGCGAAGAGACUGGAUAUGUUGUUGUAUUGUAAGCACCCUCCCUGUGUUUCUAAAUGCCUGCUUUUAUUGCAACCAAAGCGUUUGCGGCUUGCGACAGAUGUGAAUGCGCUGGUGGAAGGAUUAGCACACCAUUAUUAUUGAAAGCCUUCUUGUAAUAAUGGCGGAGGGUCUUUUCUGUUUUGCACUCUCUCUCUUUCUACUCCUGGGGGUAAAGGUCACCUCCCCAGGGAAGCACCAAAUACAUUCUGACCACCAAAGAACAGGCCCAGCUUUCAGGAAGCGUGAGCAAAUUAAACCAGCUGUGCACAGCAGCGGUCACCGUGGAGACAAGAGAGGCAGAAACUGAAUACUAUAUAGUGAGCCCUGAACACAAGGGACAACACAAAUCUGAUCUGAAAUGAGGUAAAGGGACAAUACAUAAGCACUGUGCAAUGCAUGCUCCUUAAUUACAAAUAAAGACUGCAGACAUGUGCAGGUAUGAAAGUAAUGAUAAAGAUUUUCAAAUCCAUUUCCUGAUAUCAUAUGAAAGCAACAAAGCGGAUUUUCAUGACAGUGAAAAAGGUCUAAUUACAAAGUUGUUUACACUAAUUUAAAGCACAAAAAUGGCAUUUGUUUUCACCCCUUUCAAGGACAUGAAGCUAUUAAACCAAUUGAAUGUUGAUUCUGAACAGAGUCUGUUGCUCUAACAUUAGGAUUUGUACAUGUUUUCUCUAUUGCAUAUUCUAGCUGGCUGCCAUUUUGCUAUACAAUGAAGCAGGUGGGUACAGCAGAGUUGAAAGGUCACAAUAUUUGAAAUAUGAAUUAAAAUUGACAAAACCACACAGGCUUGCAAGAAGCCAUUUAGAACGAGCAAUAAAUAAAAUGACACAAAUAAAAACAUCAGGUGUCAGAAUGAUUACAAGCACUAUAAAGUAUUUUUCUUCAUUUAAGGCACUUCUACAGUGCAAAACUGCUCAGGUCUAGCUUCAUCUGAGCAGCUACUGCACAGAACAAUGUAUAUGCCCUGUACCUGCCAUUUCAAUGUGAGGAAUGCUCUGGUACUCUUAUUUUCUCAGUAAUUCCCUUUGAGAACGCUUAUGUUGUUUGGCAUUGAUUAAAUAGAAUAAAACAUGUUGGUUACCCAACACAAAACAAGCAGCCCUCGGUUGAG
Messenger RNA from Acipenser ruthenus (sterlet), 3148 nucleotides. Its product is annotated as SH2 domain-containing protein 4A-like. NCBI's taxonomy places the organism in Eukaryota, Metazoa, Chordata, Actinopteri, Acipenseriformes, Acipenseridae. The record is from RefSeq and is a predicted model, not a curated record. Gene Ontology annotation, cellular component: cytoplasm. The transcript has 6 exons. The coding region runs from base 478 to 1263 and encodes 261 amino acids.